AUUUUUAUCACGAACCGCCAUGCUCUCCCCACGAGAAAUAAGUAGGAUGUGAUAACGUACGUCCUACGUGAGAACUGUAAACGAUAACAGCAACUCGGACGACGGUGGUGCACGCAAUUAGCACAGACUGAAACUGAAAACAUGUGUACUAAAGUAUCAAAAGAGGCUCAGUUGCGUUACAUGACAUCAUGGUUUCAAGAAUGGUCAGAGAUGCAGCGGAGUGAUUUUCUGGAAGUGUUGCUGAAAUUCUGGGCUCCUCCGGAAAAGUUAAUGAACGGGCUACUAUCUGAGAUGGAGAAUUUGACUUGUGAAGGAUCAGAUAGGUAUCCAAGCCUGUUUCAAUGCCGUGUUGAGAUUUUCAGAAAAUGGAGUAAUACAUGGUUGCAGUCUGACAAAGAUUCCUUCUUGGCAAGUCUCAAGGAUAUGGACAGCAAAUUUGUUGAGAAAUAUGAAGAGAGGUUAUCAGCAUUAAUGGAGGACAAACAGUAGUAAAUUUUAAAGCAUUAUAUGCUUUAUAUGCAUUAUAAGCAUUAUAUGCUUUACUACUUGCAAAUUCCAUAAAAUAUGCCAUAAAAAUGGCAUUUCGAGUUUCUUUAAAUAUUGAUAUAAAUUGAUAUGAAUUUGGAAGACUUUUGCCAUUUUAUAUCUAUAUUCAAUUAUCCUAAAAGGAAGAGGAUAUUGUUUUACUACGAAAUAUUAAUGUCUAAAUUGUUUAUUUUGAAAGUGACAUAAGUAAAAUUCUGAAACUAACUGCACUAAUCAAGCAACUAUGUACUAAUAGUAAAACUAACAAAUUCUUUAAUUUAAUUAAUCUUAUUUAUUUUUAAUCAAUGUAUAUUUCGGAUUUUUGUUUAUGUCAUUUUCAAAGUGGGAAAGUCAGUUAUUGUAUUAAGAAAAUUGUUUAAGAUAAAAUAAGACCAAGAUAAUUGUACAAACGUUUACAAAAUUUUACUUUUUUUUAGUAUUUAAGAUGUAUUUCUUAUAUGCAUUCCUGUCUUUGCACCUCACAUGUGCCAAGUGUGCGCAUUACGAUCAAGUUUCAUCUCAUUAUAAUCACUGUUGUAUGUUGUAUCCAUAUAUUUAUCUAGGCUCGAUAUAUUCAUAUAUGCGUAUACAAUACAACAUAUCCAAUUGUAAGAAUAAGGUAUGGAUUAGGUAUUGUACUUGAUAUUUAAAACAGUUGAUUUUUGUAGCAGGAGUUAGGGAAUAUCCAUGUGAUUUGCACACAUAAUGAUUAUUACAGGUCUAUAUAUAGUUCUAAGGGCUUAAUAAAUUUUAAGGCCUCUGAUCCUUUGUUGUAAAAUCAUGUCGGAAGUAAGAAUUGUGUACCUAAUUUUUAAUCCUUCAGAUAUUGUUUGGUAUAAUUGCAAUGAGGGAUCAAAGAUUUUAAUUUUUAAUGAUAAUAAAGGGGACAAUAAUUUCUAUGAUGGUAUUAUCAAAAAUAAUUUAAGUCUAUGUAUUUUCUUGAUAAUCUAUGAAAGAAGAUACAAAUGUAUACAGGAACUUGCAAUGAGUACAAAACAAUUUUAUUUCAUUAUAUGCAAUAAACAUGUUUUAUCUUAAA
This is a messenger RNA of Harpegnathos saltator (Jerdon's jumping ant), 1564 nucleotides long. RefSeq lists its product as uncharacterized. The record is from RefSeq and is a predicted model, not a curated record. Bases 142 to 489 code for a protein of 115 amino acids. Lineage: Eukaryota; Metazoa; Arthropoda; Insecta; Hymenoptera; Formicidae. The transcript is spliced from 2 exons.